AUGACUCUCGAGAAAGCAAAUACUGGCGAGGUUGCCCGCGUCGCGCCGGCUGGAACUGUGCUGAUUGCUGGAGGCGGCCCAGUUGGGCUCAUCCUGGCCCGCGUCUUAUCUUUCUACGGAGUCAAGUCUAUACUCUUUGAGCGCAACAAAACCACCACGAGCUGGCCCAAGAUGGAUUUGACCAAUGCAAGAUCCAUGGAACUGUUCCGCAAGCUUGAGUUGGCAAAUGACUUGCGCAAGCAGGGUGUUCCCGGCCACAUCAACCAGAAUGUACUCAUUUCGACAGGCCUAUCCGCCCCUUCUUGUAUAACCUCGUGGGAGCUGCCCGGGGUUGACGAAUUCCGCAAACGCAUACUGGCGAACAACGACGGCACGCAGCCACUUGAGCCUUGGCAGCGAGUCUCUCAGGCCAUUUUCGAGAAAUGGCUGAAGGCGAAAUGCGACGAGGAUCCCCUUGUAGACCUCCACUAUGGCUGCAAGGUGGAAUCUGUAGAGGGGGUUGAUGACGGUGUUCUCACUAGAAUCACCGAGGUAGAUACCGGUAUCAGAACGCUUUGGAGAUCAGACUACGUGGCCGGCUGCGAUGGUGCAUCGAGCAGGGUACGCAAGUCGCUUCAUAUGCCCUUGGAUAUUAAUCCAGUUCCAACGUGCGCCUUACUUGUUCACUUUAAAUCCCGCGACCUGACCCGACUCCACCGACAAGGGCGUUUCUGGCAUAUUUUCUUUCUGGGGGAGUCCGGCGGCUUCGAGGCAUGCAUUAUUUCGCAGGACGAAGAGGAUACGUGGACGACUCAUCUUUUCAUGCCACUGGACUCCGAACUGGACAAGAUGGAUGCCAAACAGGCAGUGUAUAAGGUUCUCGGUGGUCUUCAUGGCGACUAUCCCAUUGAGAUCGACGAGAUUCUUGUCCGCUCAGUAUGGAGGCCGAACAUCGCCGUCGCGCGGACCUGGUCAAGCCCAAACUUUCGUGUCUUCAUCGCCGGUGAUGCAGCGCAUCAGAAUAUCCCAACGGGCGGCUACGGUAUGAACACGGGCAUCGGCGACGCUUUCGAUCUUGGUUGGAAACUUGCGGCUGUGGUCAAUGGUCAAGCUGGGCCUGGACUCCUAAGAUCCUAUGAACAGGAGCGCAAGCCAGUCGCGAUUCGGAAUAUGAGCCACUCAGGUGUCCAUUUCCAGGUCCACAAUCAGCUAAAGGAGAUCUUGGCCGGAGGAGACCCACGUCGCGUUGAUGAAGACACCCAAGAAGGGAGUGAGCUCCGGCGUCGCAUCCAUGAGUACUACCAGGAAAACGACGGAGAGAACAAGGACUUCGGAAUCGAGAUGGACUAUAGAUAUACGUCUCCAGUUAUCCUUCGCGGAGACGCCGAUGGGGCUGAGCCGCCUUGGACCGCACGUCACUAUACUCCAUCUACCUGGCCAGGGAGCCGGCCGCCACACAUCUUCCUCUCGAAUGGCGAAGCCAUCUUCGAUUUGUUUGGUGCCCAUUGGACCUUACUGGUCUUUACUGAGGAGGACGUAGGGCAAAACCUGCUCUCGGCUACCGCGAAACAAUUGUCUAUCCCGGUGAAAGUGGUGAACCUCGCUCAUGAGCUGCUGGCCAAACAACUGUACGGACGCAAUUUAGUCCUCAUUCGGCCAGACCAGCACGUGGCAUGGAGAGGUGACUCCCUCGAGUCAGAGAAGAUCGCCGACCAAGUACUGCAGACGGUGACGGGGAGAGUAAAGCUGGGUCCAGUAGGAUUCGGUAGCAAUGGCGACAUGAAAGAUGUCUCAUUCAAACCAAAGGCCCUCAAGUCAAACGCCGAGGAAGCUCGCACCCACGACUUGACGGCGGCGGCCUUUUAG
This is a messenger RNA of Scedosporium apiospermum, 1845 nucleotides long. RefSeq lists its product as uncharacterized. The record is from RefSeq and is a predicted model, not a curated record. The coding region runs from base 1 to 1845 and encodes 614 amino acids. Gene Ontology annotation, molecular function: FAD binding. NCBI's taxonomy places the organism in Eukaryota, Fungi, Ascomycota, Sordariomycetes, Microascales, Microascaceae. The transcript is spliced from 3 exons.